Limanda limanda (common dab) is the source of this 1654-nucleotide messenger RNA. RefSeq names its product cryptochrome DASH (gene cry-dash). The transcript is spliced from 14 exons. Lineage: Eukaryota; Metazoa; Chordata; Actinopteri; Pleuronectiformes; Pleuronectidae. The annotation marks the transcript as partial. Gene Ontology annotation, molecular function: damaged DNA binding; FAD binding; deoxyribodipyrimidine photo-lyase activity. The record is from RefSeq and is a predicted model, not a curated record. Gene Ontology annotation, biological process: photoreactive repair.
CACGAAGAGGCUCGUCCGUGUUACCACAGAACCACAUUAAGUGUAGCGAUGUCUCGAACAAUUGUGUGUUUGCUGAGAAACGACCUGAGGCUCCACGACAACGAGCUUUUCCACUGGGCUCAAAAAAAUGCCGAGAACAUUGUCCCGCUCUACUGCUUCGACCCCAGACACUAUGUGGGAACACACAACUACAACCUGCCCAAGACCGGGCCUUUCCGCCUGCGCUUUUUACUUGAAAGCAUCAAAGACCUGAGAAACACGCUGCUCAACAAGGGCAGCAACCUGGUAGUGAGACGGGGUAAACCAGAGGAUGUGGUUGCUGAGCUCAUCAAGCAGCUGGGCUCUGUCAGCACUGUGGCUUUCCACGAAGAGGUAACUUCAGAAGAGCUGAAUGUGGAGAAGAAGGUGAAGGACGCCUGUGCACAGAUGAAGGUCACAGUUCACACCUGCUGGGGGUCCACACUGCACCACAGAGAGGAUCUUCCUUUUCACCAAAUGUCAAGGCUGCCUGAUGUGUACACCGAGUUCAGGAAGGCAGUGGAGGCUCGGAGCAGAGUGAGGCCUCUGUUUCCAGCCCCGGAGCAGCUGAAGCCUCUUCCUCCAGGGCUGGAUGAAGGAGCCAUACCCACAGCAGAGGACCUGCAGCAGACAGAGCCUCUGACUGAUCCUCGCUCGGCCUUCCCCUGUAGUGGUGGUGAGACUCAGGCUCUGGCCAGACUUAAACACUAUUUCUGGGACACUGAUGCAGUUGCAGCUUAUAAGGAGACUCGUAACGGCUUGAUCGGUGUGGACUACUCCACUAAAUUUGCUCCUUGGCUGGCGAUAGGUUGCCUUUCACCCAGGUAUAUUUAUCAUCAGAUCAAGCAGUAUGAGAGGGAGCGGACAGCCAAUCAGAGCACAUACUGGGUGAUUUUUGAGCUUCUGUGGAGGGAUUACUUCAAGUUUGUGGGCGUCAAGUACGGAAACCGACUGUUUCAGCUCAAAGGACUCCAAGACAAAUCUGUGCCGUGGAAAAAAGACAUGAAGCUUUUCAAUGCGUGGAAAGAGGGACACACAGGAGUUCCCUUCGUGGAUGCCAACAUGAGAGAGUUGGCCAUGACAGGUUUCAUGUCCAACAGGGGGCGACAAAAUGUUGCCAGCUUCCUCACAAAGGAUCUGGGCCUGGACUGGAGGAUGGGAGCCGAGUGGUUUGAAUAUCUUCUGAUUGACCAUGAUGCCUGCAGUAACUAUGGCAACUGGCUGUACAGCGCUGGUAUUGGAAAUGACCCCAGAGAGAACAGGAAGUUCAACAUGAUCAAACAAGGCCUCGACUAUGACAAUAAUGGCGACUACGUCCGCCAGUGGGUUCCGGAGCUGCAGGGGCUCAGGGGGUCUGACGUGCACGCGCCCUGGACCCUCAGCGCCGCAGCACUGUCACAUGCUCACGUGACCCUCGAUGACACCUACCCCACUCCCAUCGUCAUGGCGCCUGAAUGGAGCAGACACGUUAACAAGAAAUCGGGUGCCACAGGCCCUUCACCGAGAGGAAAGAAAGGCCCGUCUCACACCCCCAAACAGCAUCAGGACAGGGGCAUAGAUUUCUAUUUCUCCCGAAGCAAGAACCUGUGAUGAGCCACAAAGUAACACAAAGUAAACACUACCGAAUACGUGGAUG